AGAAGCUCGGUGUCCUUCACAACAGCCAACAUGGCGACUGCUACCAAACUCAUCCAGAGGCUGCGCAAUUUUUUAGCAGGGCGAGACCUGCAAACCAAACUUCAGCUGCGAUAUGAGGAGGUUGCCAAGAGGACACAGCCACCACCCAAACUGGCAGUAGGCCCAAGCCACAAGUAUGCUGACAACUACUACUUCACCAGAGACGGCCGCAGAGAGUCAGUACCCGCCACAGUUGUCAUGUCUUCACAAAAGGCUCUCACUGCUGGCAGCCAAGUUGCUGAAGCCCCAAAGCCUCCUGUUACUCCGGGUGCUGUAUAUAAAGAACCACCACUCUCCACAGACCAGCCAUAUCUGUGAGCAGCAGGACAAACUGUUUCAGCAUCAACAGCCUAAUUUCUCCAUCUCAAGCUGCUGUAGAGGCCUGACCACAGCAAGUGUUGGUUGUAUCCUGUACAAUAGAAAUGUGAAUAAAGUGUGUUAUAUGUUUAAGUUU
Messenger RNA from Seriola dumerili (greater amberjack), 493 nucleotides. It is a transcript of the gene ndufa7, whose product is annotated as NADH:ubiquinone oxidoreductase subunit A7. The transcript is spliced from 4 exons. The record is from RefSeq and is a predicted model, not a curated record. Bases 31 to 357 code for a protein of 108 amino acids. Lineage: Eukaryota; Metazoa; Chordata; Actinopteri; Carangiformes; Carangidae. Gene Ontology annotation, biological process: mitochondrial electron transport, NADH to ubiquinone; ATP synthesis coupled electron transport. Gene Ontology annotation, cellular component: mitochondrial inner membrane.